UAUUCCUAAUAAUCUCUUAUUUUUGUUAUCCAAAAAGAUUCCGAUUUCUUAUAGAAAAAUCCUAAAAAAAAUAUCUCACAAACUACAAAUCCCAUUUUCAUCACGAUAAAUAAUAUCAUCAGUUGUAUUUGUACCUUGAGGUACAACAGUUGGGUUGGAUCCAUGGCCGAUCUAAUCGAAGAGGAUGAUGUAAUGGUUAAUAUCACUCUGCAAAUGAUCGGCCCUUCUCCUCGUUCUCGCCUUACACUCCCUUCUUCAAUCAAAGUUAAAGAGUUGAGAAAAUUGAUUGGAGGGACAAGUCACUUGCCGGUUGAGAAUAUGAAGCUUGUUUUUCGAGGAAACGUGUUGCAUGACACUAUAAAUGGUGAUGACUUAUUUGUCCAACUUCAUGAUGGAGACUCUGUGAUUGUUGCCAUCAAGCCAAAACCACCAGCUAAGCACAUACUUCACAGUUUCGAUGACGAUGAUGAUGGAGAAGAUAUUAAAAUAGAACUUACAGAACCAACGAGCAGGUGGAAAAGGAGGCUUUUCUUUAUAUUACGUGAUAAGCUUAAGCUACCUGAUAUGCUUUUGAUGGCAAUUUUCUCGCUGGGGAUAAAGAUAUGGGCCGCAAUUGUUUUAUGGUUUAUUCUGGCACCUGUUGCCAAUAGAUUUGAUGUCGGCCCUUUAUAUAUAAUUGGAACCGGCUUUCUUAUCAUAUUCUACAACCUUGGGCAUCGGCAACCUGGUGAUGUAAGUGCAUAUUCUGUAUUCAAUGAAGAUUUUAGAGAACUUCCUGGAACUCUCAAUGCGGAUCGACUAGAUAGGGACAUUCGUCUCGGGCAGUUUUGAGUGCAAGAAUUGCCAAUUCUGAAUCGGAAUUGUAACUCACAGAAUUAAUAAUCUGCUUGUGUCAUUGGAUAAGCGACGGCGGUGCAGAUUCACAUGGUGAUUUUCGGUUAACAUGAGAAUUUAUAUAUGAGAUUUUGUAUUGAUUUACGUUGGACAAUAAUUUGUAUGUGUCUAUGUACAUGUUUUGUUGAUGUAUAUAAGUGUUUGGUGCACUGUACACUUUUUGUUGAUGCUUAAACAAAUGUAAGAGUAGUUUUUGCACGCAUAGUGAUUUUUGCACGCAUAGUGGUUU
This is a messenger RNA of Erythranthe guttata (spotted monkey flower), 1123 nucleotides long. Lineage: Eukaryota; Viridiplantae; Streptophyta; Magnoliopsida; Lamiales; Phrymaceae. The record is from RefSeq and is a predicted model, not a curated record.